UCCGACUAUACAUUUCAUUGCAGGUGUGGAGCUCAAGGCAAUGGUCACGAUGUUGCAGGUGGCCAGAAGACAAUUCGAUGCGAUCUGUGUGAAAAUUGGUCACACAUUGCUUGUCAGAGAGGUGGUCGAGCGAGCAAUCUCCAUCCGAAAGCAAAAUUCCAUUGUGAUGGAUGCUCGACACAGCAGUCAAAAGAGGUGCCGCCAACUCGCAACAGAAAAGCCACAAGCAAGAAGAAAAUGGCUCUGCUUCCUACACGUCUAAUCGCCGGCAAAGGAGCUCUUGCUCGUCUUGGGAAGUACUGGUAUCCUGUGCGGCUGAUUCAGUCCUAUGUUGCUGCCAAUCUCCACGGAACUGCACGUAACCGAGUACACUGGCGAGUCGUUUGGUGGCGCGGUUGCAAAUUUCCAUCAAGUCUCGGAUCACCUCCUGGUGAUGUUGAGCAAGGAGAUCUCGUGGACGAACUGUGGCAGGACCAUGCUAAGAGGCGUGAGAUCCGUCUCGGAGAAUGGGUUCACUCUUGGGAUACCCCUCGCGAAGAAGACUUGAUUCAAAACUUUAUGUCAGCACCAGCAUCAAAAGAAUUGGACAACAUUCUACGACCUCAUAUAGCUUCGCUUCAGAAGCUCCUUGACAGUCCUGACUUGAACGAGCGUGGCGCAGAGGCAUAUCCUGUGAUAGACUACAUCAUGCAUUCGAAGAAGAACCUACUAGACGGUGUAGGUGCAUACAGCAUCCCAUAUUGUGGCGACAUCUCAUCUCACGAGUAUGCGAAAAUCGCACGUUGGUUCUCUGAGAACAUUCCCGGUGCUUCGAGUCAAGUCGAAAAAUGGCUCGGCGGCAUGCCUUUAGUGCACGCCUUCACUCUUGUUGUUGCUCACCGAAAGGCUGGUGAUUUCAAAAAAUGUCUGGAAGCUCAGAACGAGCAAUGGAAUGAAAGAGCACUGUUGAAGAUGGCAUGGGCUGACCUACUGAUCAGUUAUCCUGCUGACAGCUUUGUCGCAGACGUAGACCUCGAGUGCUUAACUGCACUAGAAGCAAGGAUGUUCGAGGAUUCUGAAGAAGCAGGGCCUGCAGGCAACCAGCAGUGGGGUUUGGAUGCUGGUCAACAUCAUAGGCGGUGGAACGUGUAU
Molecule: messenger RNA, 1131 nt
Organism: Suillus clintonianus
Lineage: Eukaryota; Fungi; Basidiomycota; Agaricomycetes; Boletales; Suillaceae
Exons: 4
Source: RefSeq, a predicted model, not a curated record